This is a messenger RNA of Agrilus planipennis (emerald ash borer), 1120 nucleotides long. RefSeq lists its product as uncharacterized. Bases 36 to 1028 code for a protein of 330 amino acids. The transcript is spliced from 2 exons. Gene Ontology annotation, molecular function: DNA binding. The record is from RefSeq and is a predicted model, not a curated record. Gene Ontology annotation, biological process: DNA recombination; DNA integration. NCBI's taxonomy places the organism in Eukaryota, Metazoa, Arthropoda, Insecta, Coleoptera, Buprestidae.
UUUUUGCUCUCUUUCAACAGAAUUCCACACCCCUUAUGGGAGACUCUUUCCCUGGUAGCAGGGAAAUUAUCAGGAAAGCCCUCUCAUUAGGGGAAGUACCACAGGAUUCUUUGGAGAUAUGCCUGCUAUCAAUAACACAAAAUACCUUAAAGCAAUAUUCUUGCGGCUUAAGGUUGUGGUGGGAGUUCUGCACUAAAAACAAUAUUAACGUAUUUUCUAUAAAAAUCCCACGUGUUUUACAAUUUUUAACGGAUCAGUUUAAAAAGGGUGCUUCUUAUGGUUCACUUAAUAGCUACAGAUCGGCGCUAGCACAGAUAGCGGGUCCGAACCUGGCACAAGACUUUAGGAUCAAGAGAUUCUUCCGAGGCGUCUUUAGUUUAAGACAGCCGUUACCCAGAUAUGAAAAUACAUGGGACCCUGGCAUAGUGGUUGAUUACUUUAGAUCUCUUGCCAGUAAUCCUAUUACUCUUGAAUUCCUUUCAGAAAAAUUAGUUACUCUUUUAGCACUUGCUACAGGGCAGCGUAUUCAAACAUUAAGUCUCAUUGAAAUUAGUAACAUAUUAAUCCACCCUGAUCGGAUCGAGAUAAAAAUUCCUCAUAGAAUAAAAACAACAUCUCUCAAAAGAACUCAACCAUUUUUAGUCUUGCCUAUGUAUCAUCUGGAUCCCACAGUUUGUGUAGCCACAACAUUGCUACAAUACUUAGAUGAAACGAAGGAUUUGAGGGGUCCUUGCGAUUUCUUAAUUAUCACACAUAAAAGACCCUUUCGAAAAGCAACAUCGCACACUCUUGCUAGAUGGAUAAAAAAUGUCUUAAGAAAAAGUGGAAUUGACAUAAACACCUUUAAGGCGCACAGUACACGUCAUGCAGCAACGUCAGCGGCAGCUAAGAAUGGCGUAAGCUUUGACUCUAUUAGACUUGCUGCAGGCUGGACCCAAAAUUCAAGAUCAUUUGCAAAUUUCUACAAUAGGCCUAUAAUAGACAAUAAAAAGUUUGCUAACACAAUAUUAUCAGCGUCUGUUUAUUAAAUUUAGACAUGCACAUGUACUUGAGUUACCUAUUAUGAUUAUGUAUCAAUAGCCUUAUAGUUAGUUGGUUUUCAUUUAUAUACAUAUAGAUA